UGCAGUGAGUCUGGCGGAUAGAGCUGCACAAAAAGAAUAGACAACUAGCUUUAGCGCCAGAUAGUAAAGACACAUAGUUUCCUUAAAUGUGUUUUCUAAGAUCGUUCGUUUCUAUAGGCGUGUUUUGCUGAUUUGCUUAAUGCAUUGCCAUCAAAAUGUUGGGACAUCAUUACCCAAACGUGGAAAAGACACAACUGGUCAGCUAUGUGGAAGAUUAUCUUGAGUGUGUGGAGUCUUUGCCUUUGGACAUACAGAGGAAUGUGUCAUUGUUACGGGAAAUUGAUACAAAGUACCAGGAGGUGCUGAGGGAGGUCGAUAGUGUGUAUGACAAGUACAAGAAGGAGACCGAUGGAAGCCAGAGAAAGCGCCUGCAAAUCCAGCUCCAGCGUGCCCUCAUCAGCAGCCAGGAGCUGGGGGACGAGAAGAUCCACGUGGUCACGCAGAUGAUGGAGCUGGUGGAGAACCGCUCCCGCCAGAUGGACUCCCACUCGCACUGCUUCCAGGAGCCCGCCGAGGCCGACAAAAGCGUGGAGAAGGUCAAGCAGGAGGCGGCACCCCCCGAGCGGUCUUCCGCCCGGCGGCCGCGUCGCCAGCGCAACAGCGAGAGCCGGGACUCCUGCCACGCGGCCAAUGGCGUGGAGGAGCAGGGCGAGGAGCCGCCACCCAAGGAGAAGAAGUCAAAGUCGGCCAAGAAGAAGAAGCGCUCCAAAGCCAAGCAGGAGCGCGAGAUGUCCCCCGUCGAGUUCACCAUCGACCCCAACGAGCCCACCUACUGCCUCUGCGACCAGGUCUCAUACGGCGAAAUGAUUGGCUGUGACAACGAACAGUGCCCCAUCGAGUGGUUCCACUUCUCCUGUGUCGGACUCACCUACAAGCCCAAGGGGAAGUGGUACUGUCCAAAGUGCAGAGGGGACAGCGAAAAGACAAUGGACAAAAGCAUUGAGAAAACUAAAAAGGAUAGAAGGUCUAGGUAG
Megalops cyprinoides (Indo-Pacific tarpon) is the source of this 974-nucleotide messenger RNA. RefSeq names its product inhibitor of growth protein 2-like. Gene Ontology annotation, cellular component: nucleus. The record is from RefSeq and is a predicted model, not a curated record. The transcript is spliced from 2 exons. Gene Ontology annotation, biological process: positive regulation of DNA-templated transcription. The coding region runs from base 156 to 974 and encodes 272 amino acids. Lineage: Eukaryota; Metazoa; Chordata; Actinopteri; Elopiformes; Megalopidae.